Vigna unguiculata (cowpea) is the source of this 1353-nucleotide messenger RNA. RefSeq lists its product as uncharacterized. The record is from RefSeq and is a predicted model, not a curated record. NCBI's taxonomy places the organism in Eukaryota, Viridiplantae, Streptophyta, Magnoliopsida, Fabales, Fabaceae.
CUGUUGUCACCUUCUCUCUCCAACAAAAGGGAGUAAUUUUAAUUUUGAGAAAACCUAAGAAAUAAACUAUGUAGUGUGUUACUGUCUAGAAUCUUUUUGCCAUUUAGGAAAGAAAUUUUCUAACACUCACACCAAAUCGUAGAUUUCACCCACAACUCGAUCCAUGCGAUAAACCGCUGAGAAAAAAAAAAGAAGCUUUCUUCUUUGCUCCCAUGGCUUCCUCGUGCCGCGGUUAUUCGAAGACCCAAAUGUGUUUCUUCAAGAUUCUGCGCAUAAUUUCGUCCACUCCACCCUUCACAGAAAAACAAGAACAAGGAGAAGAACAUCAAGAACCCUUCCCCACCAAAGGGGUUGGCAUCGAUUUGAAUCUCAGAUUCUCUCCCCUCACGGAAUCGGAAUCUUCUAGAAGCGACAGCGCCUCCGCCACGCUUCAAAACAGCAACGAAGAACGGCAAGAAGAAGGGUUUCCGGAGAAGAGCGUUCAACUCUCAGAGAAACCCGACGGGGACAACCAAAAUCUUAACAAUGAAGUUAACGACGUUCAAACGGCGUCGUUUCAGGGGCGCGAUAGUAAUUGUCUCGAUUUGCUUAUAGAAGCGGCGAGAGUGGUCUCUGGAAAAGACGAGUCUGACUCGGGAGAAGAGAGGGGACUCGGUACCGAGUCAACGACUCAGCGAGCGAGUCCGGAGAAACGGAAAGAGAGGUGGGUGGUGGUUGAUAUAUACGGCGACGUCUUGGAGGAGAGAGAACCGGUGGUCCGGUCCAAGCGAGGGAGGAACCAAGCGUUGCCGUACCGGUUCAGAGACUCGGUGGUCGAACCGUUGAAACGCGCCACUCGUUCUCAGAGACCGUCGUCAACCUCACACCUCACAAAACGACUUCUUAGGUCGUCAUCCACAACGUAAAACGUGUGUUUGUUUUGAAGCAUGAAUGCAUGGUGAUUCUUCCAGAAAGCCGUUUGCAGCUACGUUAUGGAAGUGGUUUUGGAAAUGGGGGAGACAAAGAAACAGGAGUUGUUGUGGCUGCGAAAAUGCAUGUGUUUUAAGUUAUUGGAAUUCUAUAGUUCUAUUUAUUUGAUCUGCGAGAACAAUGUAUGUUGUCGGCUUCAAACUUCACACAUGACUUGGAAAGAAAGUAAGGUAGAAAGGGUUUUUAAUUUAUUUUUGUUUUUAUUUUUUGGUUAUUGUGUUGGAAUAGAAGUUAGAAGGUACGACCCCCCAAGCUGCUAUAACUUUUGAUUAUGAACACUGCGAAUUGUGCAGUUUAGGGAAUUGAAUUCGAUUCAAUGGUCUCUCUGCAUGUGAUGUGAUGUGACAGAAAAAUGGGGCUAUGAUUUAUUUCUCUCUUUGGCAA